Ruditapes philippinarum (Manila clam) is the source of this 5815-nucleotide messenger RNA. RefSeq lists its product as uncharacterized. Bases 491 to 4156 code for a protein of 1221 amino acids. NCBI's taxonomy places the organism in Eukaryota, Metazoa, Mollusca, Bivalvia, Venerida, Veneridae. The record is from RefSeq and is a predicted model, not a curated record. Gene Ontology annotation, molecular function: hydrolase activity, hydrolyzing O-glycosyl compounds. Gene Ontology annotation, biological process: carbohydrate metabolic process. The transcript has 3 exons.
GCAAAAUUAUGCACGUAAAGAGAACGUUUUACGUUUGAUCGUCGUUACGUAAUGACGGAUUACCAGCAAGUUUGCCUUUCUUUGUCGCAAAAUGGAUUUGAAAAGUGAACAAACAUGUUGAUCUAUGUGCCAAAAAAAUAAAAACAAAAAAAAUAGUUAACAAAAAAAAAUACUGUAAAUGAAAAAGCUUCUACUUAAGACUACAUUUGGACCGACCAGGUUGCAAUAGGAAGACUAUUAAUAGGGCUUUAAAUACAUGCUUAAAUGCAAAUUUGGAGAUGUAAAGCGAUUAAUUACGUAACAUUUGCAUGGUGAAAGUAAUUUCUAAUGUCUUAAAUUGUGAAAUACACUUAACGGAAAUAGGUCAUGUUGUUUUUUGAGAUGUUACCGUAAAACAAGAGCAGAUUAAUUUUUAACUUAAUUGGACACUUUGUUAGCGGAACGUUUUCAUAUAAGGUACACAACAAGCUAACAAGUUGGUGAAGAGAAAAUGGCCGACCAACAGCCAGAUGGAUCUCCUAGAGAACGCCGUCGAAGCCGGAAACAAACGAUUUUGUCACAGGGCCCGCCGGAAUUUGCGUCCAUUUCAAUCGACGGUGAUAAAAAUGUUCCUGUUGCUGACACAACUGAUUCCGAAACAGAUGACUGCGUUUUUAAAGAUAAUUUAACAGACAAUGCAUGCGAAAUUUCAUAUGAUGAAAGUCAUUCUAAAGAAGUAAACGACGCUAAACAAGAGAAUCACGAACACGCAGCCACUAAAAUUGAAAAUGACAUAAUCAGUAAAAAGAAUGAGGUUCCGGAUAUUGUUUACGAUGAAACAAAACCAAAAAGGCUUUCGCACAAUAGGCCUCAGAAAUUAGACUUAGAAAGUCACAGUUCUAAUACUUUACAUGAGACUAUAAAUUUUCUUAUAUCCCCAGAUGAUAGCCCAACCAGAAGGAAAAGACGGGCUCUAAAUACAGUGCGAUCAGAGCCAACAAUCGGGAACCACAGUAACGAUUAUAAUCAUGAAGCACUUGACAGUCAUGCAAGAGAAAAUCACCGAAAGCAUGAUACUGAUCCGAGGAGUAAACAGAUGCAAACGUUGAAACAAACACAUUACGAACAAAGUCCUGAAAGUACUCGGAGAAAGGUAUCAUCACCAGUACAAAGACUUAUGGUAAAGAACAGUGCUCUAGCGGCUGCAGCGGCAGCAAAUAGCAAAGACCGAAAAGGUUCAUCAGAAGCCAGACAAACGAACAACGCAAAUUUUGUCUAUGUUGGACCAAGACGUAAGAUUUCGUCCGAUGCUAGACUAGAACAUCGUCAUAUAGAAGAAAGCCUUUCCCUUCCAACAAAACAAAUGCCAAAAAGAAAGGUCUCAUUCGAUACAAGUGCGUUAGUUAAUGGAAACAAGAUUAUGCCAUUAAACGAUGAACCAAUUUUGAAGGAAAAACCAGAACAUAUCAUAGAAGAAAUAUCCGAGCCUCAAGCAGAAUAUGGUGUUGAUGAGGAAAGCAUCAAAGAAAGUCCUAGGCUUGAAAUUAAGAUCCCAAAAGUCAUCUUUACAAGCGAUGAUGAUGAAGGUUUUGUUCAAAAUGAAAGGGAAAGUCCGAGAAACGACGAGAGUGUGAGCGAGAAUAGCGAAGAAGGUGAGGAUGGCUAUGCUAGUGGUUGUGAUAACAAAGCGUACGUGAGAGACGAAGAUGAACAUGUACAAUCUAACGGAUCACUGGAUACAACCAAUGAAAGAUUUACAAAUUUUCAAAGUGAGGCUCAUAGUAAACGAGGGCGGCGUCUUUCACCAAUGUCGGCUCAAUCAUACACAUUUGAAGAAGCUGCUGUCAUUCCACAUAUGAAUGUGGAUCAUUUAACAAUGGAUAGAAGUGUUUCAACUGGUUCGAUUGGCUCCUACAGUGGAAGACGUAUAUCAGCAUACGACGACCAAUCUCCACCAAAGUCAAUUUUAAAAACGAGACUUGAAGAUGCAGAAUCCGUGAAUUCCGAGAUCUCUGUCAAAAACUUCAAAGUCAGGAAAGAUUCCAUUGCCUUGUUUAUGGACCAACAUGGUGAAAUAGCUAUGCAAGAGUUAAUAAAACAGCAUGAUGAAAAGUUCAAAUGCUUUGGAAAAGACGAUAUUAAACAGCUUUGGGAAAACCGUAAAAUGCUUUUGGAAAAGUACAAACUUCACUUACUAGUUCUUACACUAUUCCUACUGACCUUCUCCUUCGUAAUAGUGGGGUUACAUUUCCACAGCGAGCAUCAUAAAAAGAUGGCCUCUUCUCAAAAGGUUUUCUUUGAUGCAAAGCUGAAAACGUUAACGCUUAGUGAUACAGAAAACUGGGACACAUUGACAGGGUCGUUAGGUUUAGAUAUACCUUCAUGGAAGAUGCCAAUACAUUGUUAUCCUAAUUACAAGAAGAUCAUGGAUAAAACUUGUUUGAAAUGGAAAGAACACGGUCAGUUGGAUAUUGCUUAUUUCAUCAAGAACAACACACAAUGCUAUAAUAUAACUUGGAAUCUGUUACCAGGAACUUCCGCUUAUGACUGUUACGAGAUAGGAGGUAGAAGCUGGUACGGACCUUUAAACAUGACAAAAUCACAAUGGCCAAUCAAGUCAAAUCCUUUUAGCUUUACUGUUAGUAAGUCAAAACACCAUGGAAGUGGCACGUUUUCGUCGGCUGUGGAAUAUUAUUGGUUGUCGUCACGGGGCGAGGCGGUAGUUGUCGAUUCGAACUUCCCAUUAGAAGUUAGUUGGAACAAAAAGAAACCAGGCUCUUUUUGUGCAAUAAGUAAGCGUUCUGGGGAUUUCUACAGCAAAACAGUAACAGCAAAACGUACAUUUAGCUACUCAGUUUGCAAUGGAAUAGAUAUUCAAACCACGCAUGCGCUGAUCAGAGAGAGGUUUUAUCCUGCAAUUACUAGCUUACCAGAUAGACAAUUCUUAGAGAAUCCUCACUGGUCAACAGUAGCAGAUUCCGAUGAUUUUCGUCUAAAUGAUACGGUCGUGUACAAUGUUGCCGACGCUAUAAAAAACAAUAACCUCAACUGUAGUUCUAUGGAAUUAGACGGGCAAUGGGAACACAGAUACGGGGACCUAACUUUUAACCCAAAAUUGUUUACAAACAUGUCUGACCUUGUUCUUCAUGUUGCUAAUGCAGGUUGUGAGAUAUCGUUAAACGUUCACCCUUUCUUUAGCUUCCAUUCAGUAAAUUUUAUCGAAGGGAUGAAUAGAGAAUAUUUUGUGGAGGAUGCAGGUGGGACUGUCCCUGCUCUUCUAAAAUGGGAGCAUGGAGUUGGUGCUAUGUUAGAUGUUUCGAAUCCUGCGGCUCGUGAUUGGUAUGUGGGUAAGAUCAGGAGAAUUUCUUCUAAAUACAAUAUUGAUACGUUCCGUCUAGUGUAUGGGACCUCCGCAUGGGUUCCAAAGAAUCCGGUAUUUCACAACGACGGUAUAAGUCCAACAAAGGUUAAGCUAUUGUUUUCUGAUUUGAUGGCUUCUUUGGGGAAUGUUGUUCUUGAAAGCACAUCUCAGUCACAGCAUUUGUCCACUCUGGUUGGAAUUUCAUCUUCUGUUGUCACUUCAGGUGACAAAUUUUGCCUGAAAAAUAUAAUACCGGAAAUACUUAAUUUAGGUCUUAUGGGCUAUCCAUUUGUCUUAUCAGAUGGGUUUGAUAUCGAUGACAAACACAGAAACAAUGAUGAUUUUAUACUUCCGAGCAGAGAUCUUUAUAUUCGAUGGAUGCAGCUUUCGGCAUUCCUUCCAGCUGUUAGAUAUACCGUAAAACCUUGGUCGUAUGACGCCAAAGUUAUUGAGGCCUCAAGGAAUCUCACAAAAUUUCAUAGCGAUGUCGUUCUUAAUACUAUAUUCAAAGCAGGUGAAGACAUUCUCAAAGGUUCUCCAGUUGUUCAACCCAUGUGGUGGAAUCGGUCAAAUGAUAAGAGGACAUUUUUAAUCGAUGAUCAGUUCGUUUUAGCCGACAAGAUCUUGGUGGCGCCAAUUUUGUGUGAGUGUCAUAUAGAUGAAGAUUUAGCGGAAAGAGACAUUUAUGUUCCAGAGGGAGUGUGGAAGGAUGCCAGUCACGACAAGGUUAUCAUUGGACCAAGAUGGAUAAAGAAUUAUAAAGCUAAACAGUUUGAAAUUCCGUAUUUUGAAAGAAUGUCAGAAGCUACAUAUUGAAAAAGUUAUAUCUUACUUGGUUGUACUUAACUGUAAGAAAUGUUUUCGAAAAUAUCCAGCAGGACUGGUUAAAAUGGAAUAACUUUAUAUGGUAUUAUGUUUUGGCAUUAAAACAUGUUAAAUGUAGCAUUUUUAAUGAAAAGAAAAAUCAAUUAUGUUUUAAAAUGUUCCGUAUAUACAAAAUAAUAAUGAUGAUUUAUGAGAGGGAAACGACGAUUAUACAACAAAAAGAACUUGAACGUCGCUAUCACAAAAAAAUGACUCCAUAUUGUGUUGUGUUUUUGUCCUACUAUGUCGAGAUCAAGUAUUGUAUAAGUGGAAAUUAUCGACAAACAUUUUAGACUUCCUGAAAUAAAACUUCUUUCAUUUCUAGUGAAAUAAGCAUGGACAUAACAGUAUCGAUACCUGUGAUGUAGAUGCUCAUCAUAUAGAGCACUGUGAUUAUUUGCCUUAAUACUGUUGACUGAUUUCAUCAUCAUAGGUUAAAUGUUAUCUGAUAAAAACCAGCUCCUAUAUUGCUACGCCAUAUGUAAGAAUUAAUAUGAAAAGUAAAUCUGAGCCUAAGGCAUUUGGAAUAGAUACAAAUACUUUGCACUUAAAUAUAAGCAGAAGUUCAAUAUCGAAAAUAACAUUAAUAAUACCAAAUGCAUUUUCGAUAAGUAGCUAAAUCAUACCGACAACAGUGCCGAAAACUAGCUACAACAUACCAAUAAUGUAUCGAAAAUUAGCUACACCAUGCCAAUAAUGUGUCGACAACAAGCUACUACAUGCCAAUAAUGUGUCGAAAACAAGCUACUACAUACCAAUGAUGUGUCGAAAACUAGCUCAACAUACCAUUAAUGUGUCGAAAACUAGCUUAACAUACCAAUGAUGUGUCGAAAAUUAGCUACAACAUACCAAUAAUGUGUCGACCCAAGCUACAACAUACCAAUAAUGUGUCAAAAGAUAGCUCAACAUACCAAUUAUGUGUCGAAAACUAGCUACAACAUACCAAUAAUGUGUCGAAACUAUAGCUACAACAUACCAAUAAUGUGUCGAAACUAUAGCUACAACAUACCAAUACUGUGUCGAAACUAGCUACAACAUACCAAUUAUGUGUCGAACCUAGCUACAAUAUACCAAUUAUGUGUCGAAACUAGCUCAACAUACCAGUAAUGUGUCGAAAAAUAGCUCAACAUAGCAAUAAUGUGUUGAAAUAUAUUUACAAGACACCAAUAAUGCGUCAAAACUGAUAUGAUAUCAAAAACUAUCUGUAAUUUUCGUAUGAUAUAUAAAAUAUGUAAUAGUAUUGUUAGUAAUCGAGAUGCAUUUAAAUGUACGUAUCAUUUAUUUUUCAUACAUCAUUUAUUACUAUUGCCAUUUCGUACACUUUCAGAUUUUAUAGAAUGUGUAUGUUUCUUAGACAAAAUUAAUAUAUAUCCACUCAAAGAGACUUUUAUGAAAGUACAAGCAUACAUGAUCAUUGUACUUGAAAAAGAAACAUUUAUACAUCGGUUUCAUUGCUGCAUUAUGUACGGUCAACAUUAUUCACUGUUUAUAAAUUAAUAACUACAUUGAAUUUGAAUAGUUCUUUUUUACUCAAAACUUUUGUAUUUAUGUGUCACAGGGUGAGAAAAAUGUGCAGCCUGACCGGGACUCGAACCCGGGACUCUCGGAAUA